Molecule: messenger RNA, 1674 nt
Organism: Aspergillus aculeatus ATCC 16872
Lineage: Eukaryota; Fungi; Ascomycota; Eurotiomycetes; Eurotiales; Aspergillaceae
Exons: 3
Coding region: 1-1674 (557 amino acids)
Source: RefSeq, a predicted model, not a curated record
AUGAAACCUUCCUUGGGCCUUCUGGCCAGCGCUACGGGGCUGACUCUGGCCCGCGCUGCCUCCAUGGCUGAUGUGUGUACGAGCGACUACGCCCGCAGUGCUCUUCCGUCGACCGACUUGGGCCAUGGAAUUGUGCUUAAGCCGUCGACCGUGGUAGCCACUGCAGUCUACAACGCUUCGUCUGCCGGAUCAGACUAUUUCCCUGCCAUGCAGUUCGAUUACUGCAACGUCUGGCUGCAACUGUGGCUGCCCUCUCCGGAUAAGUAUCGCAACCGCUGGGUAUCAACCGGAGGGUUUGCGUUCUCAAUCAACUACGGCACCAGCCUGCUACCGGGAGGCGUCAUCUACGGAGCCGCAGCCGGUAUCACGGACGGUGGGUUUGGCGGGUUCAGCGAAGGGCUGAACAGCGUGGAGCCCGUGGCCAACGGAACCCUAGACCGGAACCCGAUUUAUAUGUUGGGCUACCAAGGUCACCACGAGAUGUCCCUGAUCGGGAAAGCCUUCACGCAGCGCUUCUUCAACGCCACGGAUCGCAAGCUGUACUCCUACUACCAAGGAUGCUCCGAGGGCGGCCGCGAGGGCUGGAGCCAGGUCCAACGCUUCCCGGAUGAAUGGGACGGGGCCGUGAUCGGUGCACCGGCCAUUCGCUUCGGCCAGCAGCAAGUGAACCAUCUGUUCCCCAACGUGGCCGAACAGACAAUGGGCUACUACCCGCCCCCGUGCGAGCUGGAGAAGAUCAUGAACUUGACGAUUGCGGCCUGUGAUGGGCUGGAUGGCAAGGCGGACGGUGUCGUCUCCCGGACCGACCUGUGCAAACUGCACUUCGACCUGAACUCCACUCUCGGAACUCCUUAUAAUUGCCCGGCGUCAUCGACCACGACAACGCUUAAGAAACGUCUCCUGUCCCAGAGCUAUACCACGCCGGCGCAGAAUGGCACAAUCUCGGCCAACGGCGUCGCCCUCGCCUCGACGCUCUACAACGGCUUGCAUACCUUGGACGGCAAACGGGCCCAUAUCUGGUACCAACUCACCAGCGGGGAGUGGGAGCUGGACAUCACCGCGCUCGGCGGCGAGUAUGUCGCCCGCUUCCUGCAGUACCAGCAACUGAGCAAACUGCCCACCCUGGAGAACGUGACCUACAAUACCCUAAAGGAAUGGAUGGAGUGGGGCUGGACCGAGUACGAAGAUGUGCUCCAGACCACCUGGCCUGACUUGACCCGCUUCGAGCAGGCGGGUGGCAAGGUGCUGCACUAUCACGGCGAGUCCGACCCCAGCAUCCCUCCGGGCUCCUCAGUCCACUACCACGAGUCGGUCCGCAAAAUGAUGUAUCCGGGCCUGUCGUUCAACGCCAGCACAGAGGCGCUCGGAGAGUUCUACCGUCUGUUCUUGGUCCCGGGCGCCGCUCACUGCGCGCCCAGCAGCUACCAGCCAGGCCCUUUCCCCCAGACCACCCUGGCCACUCUGAUCGACUGGGUGGAGAAUAAGCAGGCUCCUGACACCCUGAACGCGACGGUGCUCUCAGGGGCAACCAAGGGCGAGGAGUACUCGCUCUGCCGCUGGCCGCUGCGACCUCUCUGGGCCAACAACGGAUCCACCAUGAAUUGCGUGUACGACGAGGCCUCCCUGAAGACUUGGCAGUAUGACUUUGAUGCCUACAAGCUCCCAUUGUAUUGA